Messenger RNA from Python bivittatus (Burmese python), 4053 nucleotides. It is a transcript of the gene PRTFDC1, whose product is annotated as phosphoribosyl transferase domain containing 1. The record is from RefSeq and is a predicted model, not a curated record. Gene Ontology annotation, molecular function: hypoxanthine phosphoribosyltransferase activity. Lineage: Eukaryota; Metazoa; Chordata; Lepidosauria; Squamata; Pythonidae. Gene Ontology annotation, cellular component: cytosol. Gene Ontology annotation, biological process: purine ribonucleoside salvage.
CCACGCUUUCCUCCCCCAGCCUCCCGGCUUCCUCCUCCUCCUUCUCGCCUCUGCUCUCCCUCCUCAAGGCUUUGUCCAGCCCCUUGUGAAGAUGGCGGGGCUGAGCAGCAAGACUAGCGCGGCAGAGGCGCCGAGACGCAGCGGCGGAGGGGUCUUGAUUUCAGAUGAUUGGCCAGGAUAUAGCUUGGAUCUGUUCACAUAUCCACAGCAUUACUGUGGAGACCUUGACUAUGUGCUUAUACCACAUGGGAUCAUUGUUGACAGGAUAGAACGUUUGGCCAAAGAUAUCAUGCAAGACGUUGGAUUCAAUGAUAUUGUGGUUCUCUGUGUACUUAAAGGUGGUUACAAAUUCUGUGCUGAUCUCGUGGAGCAUAUUAAGAACCUCAGUAGGAACUCAGAAAGGUUCAUCUCCAUGAAAGUUGACUUUGUUAGACUGAAAAGUUAUCAGAAUGAUCAGUCUACGCAAGAUACUCAGAUCAUAGGAGGAGAUGACUUUUCAAAACUGGCUGGAAAGAAUGUCCUUAUUGUGGAGGAUAUCAUUGGAACUGGAAGGACUAUGAAAGCGCUCCUUGACAGUAUUAAAAAAUACAAGCCCAGAAUGGUUAAGGUAGCAAGUUUGUUGGUGAAAAGAACAGCUCUACCAGAUGGAUUCAGGCCGGACUAUUAUGGAUUUGAAAUUCCAGAUUUAUUUGUGGUGGGCUACGCCUUAGACUACAACGAGUACUUCAGAGACCUAAACCACUUAUGUGUUAUCAAUAACCAUGGCAAAGCAAAAUACAGAGUCUGAAGAAUAACUAAUCAUCCUGGUCUGGAAGAUAGGUGGUCCUCCUGAUCGUCUCCUUAAGAACAGACCAACUGACCCUCAUCUCAUUCAGACUGGACUAUAUAUGGCAACUCCCCAGGAAGGAUCAUCUUGGACUUUGUCACAAUUAGACUCCUUUAAUUUCCUUCAGACUUCCUAGGGUAACCAGUAUGGGUCAAAGGCAAAGAAGACAUAAUAUUCUAAAUCCAAAAGAAUAGAAAUUAGAGGUGAAAGGAAACUUGGUUUUUAAUUCCUUGCACCCAGUCUUGCCCAACCAUAUCAUGCCAGAUCUGUUGGGAUUACAAAUCCCAUUGUUUCCAACCAUCAAGCUUCCUUGCCCUGUAUAACAAGUGCCUUUGAGAAUGUGUGUUGAGCACAACUGCACAAUGAUCAAUGAGCUCUGUGGGACUAUUAGAACAAUUAUUGCAUUUUAAAGCUCCAGUUUUUUCAGACAGUGUUGUAGUGCCUUCACUUAAGCUCCUCUUUAACAGAGCUUCAAAUACAUAAUUCUUACCAUCUCCUUUUGAUGACUUAAUCAUUGUUGAGAUAUUUAUUCUCUCCUGUUAUUUAAAAUUCAAAGGAGCAAAGACCUCAGAGUAAAUGAUUCUCUCUCAGCUCAAUAGCUCCUUGAGAUAGCUUAGGCUGGUCAAGAGUGGCUGGGGCCAAUGUCUGAGUUCAUAGAAGCAACCAAACCACAUUGUGUUUUAAACAUUGUGUUUUGUAAACCAUUAUUUUUGGCUUAGUAUUAUGUGUGAACCAGGUCAUUAUAGCUCGUUCAGCAAAACUUAGUUAAACCAUAACAUGGCUUAAAGGUAGGCAAUCAGGCAGGGAAUAUCAUAAUUAAGCGAGCAAUUGUCUUCUUGUUCAAAGUCCAGUAUUAUGUCCACUACAUUAUAACCUUCUAGUAAGCUUCAGAACUAAUCUAGGAUUUGAACUUAGAUGUUACUAGUCCUAGUCUUACAUUUUAACCAGGGGAAUUCAGAAGAAGGCAAUUUGGCAUCCUUUACUUGUUUUGGCAGCCUCUUGCUUUCUGAGGCUGAUGGGAAUUGAAGUCCAGAAUAUCUGGAGGGUAGGGACAAUUGCCUAUGCCUCAUCUGAUCUUAGUGUCAUGCUGUCUUUGUUCAUCUCUUUGUCUUCUGCUUCUCACAUCUCCACAAAAUUAGUUUCAAUGCCGCUUUACAUUUCUUCAGCUUGGGGCUACAGCUCCUGUUCAGUGAUAACAAGGAAUAAUUUGGAAUCAUUAGAACAAUAUAAGCAAGUAUUAGCACAGUAGAUCAUGGAAAACAGAAGCUGCUUUUUCGUAAGAGAAGUGUUAAAAUUCAUAGCACUGUUACUACUUUAUGAAAUAUAUCUGGAAUGGCUGAUUAUGCGUUAAGCAUUUCCCAAAUAGGCAUUUUCCAGAUGUACUGGGGCUGCAAAUCCCAGAAUUCAUCUCAUCAUAUAGGAAUUCUAAGAAUCGCUAUCCUAAUACAUCUAGGGGUUGUAAGAUUUGGGAAAGCCAAUUUACAGAAUCCUCAGCUGUCCUCUAACAAACGUUAAAGUCAUAUUUGAAUUAUGGCACAGAUAAUUUAAUUUAUAACCUUGUCUUAGGUUAUAGUUCAAAGCAUCUCAUUCAAUUUAUGGUGGAAGUAUUGGUCCUACCACACUUGGACUGGUGGGACUUAUACCAGUUGUUCAGUAGCGGCUCUGAUACAACAUUGUAAGCCUUGUGGUGCCUUCCCUUGUGCUAUAAUUCCUUUGUAAAAACUAUUUAGGCAUUAAAGUGCAUUGAACUCUGUCAAUAUGAUAACUUAUUUUCCUUUCAGCUCACUCCUUGUGAAUGGUCCUUUUUCAUACUUUGCUUCUGCAUCUAGGGUUACAUUUCUUAUUGUAACUUUCUUAAAAGUAAAUCUCACUUAACACAGUGGAGCUAAAAAUAAAUCUCAUUUAACACAGUGAAGCUUGAUUAAAUAUGCUGGAAAAUUUCCAGGUGUUUUUGUAAAUUAAGAAAGGUUUCCAAUUCCCAGGGGUUGAAAACUAGCAAAGACUUAGAAGUCUUUUCUUCUUCUAUAUUUGGUAAGAAAACCUGGGUUAGGGAGAGAAAUAUGACUAUAUUUGUGAGUUUCUAGUGCUAAAAAUUUAUAGACUGAGCUUAUGCCCAGAAAUACCAGGUACUGCUAUGUCCAGGUUCCUGAACCAUUAAUUUCCACCUGGCUCCAACUGGUGGACCUCAGAGUUGAGGUAAAAAAAAAGUAGAUCCUGCAAGGUCAAAGUCUACCACCCCUGCUUUAAGCUAAUCAUUAUUUUUAUAUUGGUGAUUAUCAUUUCUUGUUUAAUUUGCUUUAGCAUAGAACAAAUAGGUUGAGGGGGCAAUAAGUUUAAAGCUUACAUUCGUGUCUUAACACCAUCCAAAAUCAGUAGGCUUCCAAUCUUAAAUUUUAGUUGAAAUAAUACAGGAGCAGUUCAGCUUCGCUUUCCAAAUGGCAUCUCUUAAUGUGUUGGACUACAUAACCCAUAAUCUUUUAUUGGGGAUGAUGGAAGUUGUAAAUUAACACCCAGACAUAAAUUUGAGGAAAAGGAUCCCCAGAGCCUACUAAGCACAAACAUUUCCAUAGGUCUAACUAAGGAUAGCCAAAGAUAUUCUUAAAAAGCAUUUCACUUUAAAAAAUCGGGUUUUCCCCCCCUUGUGCUUGUUUUUCAUAGCCAAUUUAUUGAUUGUUGAGUGUGAAUACUGGAAUGAGAAGCUAGGCUUCUCGAGAUUACAUACAUUUUGUUCUGAAAAACAAAGGAAUAAUUUUAAAACAAAAACUAAUAGUGUGGAAAGCAUUUUAAGUACAGCUGCUUUAGUGAGCUUCCUGUUUUUUACACGGCCAUCUUCAGUAGAGUUUUGCCUUUUUUACCUAUUGCAUGCUUGGAGAAAGAUCAUUUUGGGCUAUAUACAAACUGCUCUCAAUAGCUUCCUGGAGGCAGCCAAUCCCCCCCGCCCCAAAAUCACAAGCAAGUGGUUUUGUUCUGAAUAGCAUGGGGCCUAUUGUUGUUAGACUGGAGUUUCCGCUAAACUAAUAAACAGCUAGGAUAUUUUGCUUUAUUGCAAAUUUCUUAUGAUUCCCCUCUUUUCUUUUAGCAUACCUUUGCACACCCUCUUGUAGCCCUUGCAGUGUAAAUAAAUGCUUUUUGGGAAAAACUAUGUACAUCUUUUCUCUGGGCUAAUUCAAAUUUUCCUGUACCUAAGCUCUAGCUUGUAUUUUUGCGUCCUAUCUGAAUAAAACAAA